AGAUGUGUUUAAUUUGAAUUCAAUGAUAAAUUAUCUUAAGUGGAGAUGAUCAGUCAACCUAUAUUACUAAUUGAGUUCAGAUUUAAGUAUGGGAGAAAGAAAAUUCACCAAAGGCUUAGGGCGGCCAGGAAUGGCAGCUCAACUUCGAGAAACUGUAUCUCAAGUUGUCCGUGAUAGUUCAAAUAACCAAAAAUGUUUUCAAGUAGAUCCAUUAGACUUUGAAGACUAUAUUGCUAAGAAUCAUACAGUUUUUCAAAAUGAUCCUCAAAGAGAAUUAUUACUUUAUCCUUCUGACGAUGUUUCACAAGUGGUUUUACCAAGAAGAUAUCGUACUAUGGAUCCCAGUAUUCCUUCUAACGCAGACACAACAAAUUGCUCACUUUUAACAAAAAGAUGUAUAGAAAGUUACUUAGCUAACUGGAAUGUUAUACACUAUAAAUAUAGUGCAUAUUCAGGAUCAUAUAUUCAAUUUCCAUCAGAGGUAUUCAAAAAUGACGAUUUCAAAGAAGAAAUUUAUGAGAUUGAUACAGACCUAGAUGGAUUAGAUAAAGAAUGGAAAACAAUAAAAAAUGAUAGUGCUUUAUUCAAACAAGGGUAUUUAUAUAAAGGUCCUGAUGGUGGUGGUGGUGCUUCAGAACGAAUGUUUGCUAAUUUAGCUGGUUCAAAAUCAUUCAAACGACGUUUUUGUAUAUUGAAACAACAAGUGGAUGGAACAUAUAUAUUAGAGGUUUAUAAGGAUGAUAAAAAAGGUGAUACUAAAGCAACAAUUGUUAUGGAUUUGUGCGACAAAGUAAUUCGGAAUAGUAAAAAAGGCCGAUUUUGUUUUGAAUUACGGAUGGCUGAUACCGAUAAAAGCUAUUGUUUAGCUACAGAUACAGAGCCUGAACUUAUGGAUUGGAUGAUCAAAUUACAAUUAGCAUUGCAGCACAAUAGUGACAAACGAGAAGACAAAAUAACAGAAAAUAAUAAAGAAAUCACUCCUAGUGACAAGAACAUAUCGAGUAUACCAUCUAAUGAUAGUUUUGGUACAUUAAAAGGCUUAGAACAUAGUGUAAAUCCUCAAUUGAUGAGAUACGCUAGAGAAACUGAUUCGUUAAAUGCACAUGCACGUCAAGAAAAUAGAAGAAGACUUUUUGCUGUUUAUCCAUUUUUACAACAACCUAGUAGUUAUAUUAGACAAGAUGUUUUAAAUCAACCAGCUGAUAGUAUAUCAGAGCCAUACAAAGAAAAGUUUGGUCAGAGAGUUCUAAUUGAAUGCCAAGCAUUGAGCUUUCGAUUACAAAUAAACAAUGAGGAAAACGAUGGUUCAAAUCAAGUUGAACCAUAUUUUACAACAAUGGCAUUAUUUGAUAUACGCGCUGGUAAAAAAAUAUCGGAGGAUUUCCAUUUUGAUAUUAACCACGACAGUAUGAAAAAUCUACUUAAUCAUGAUAAUCAAAUUGAUGGUCAUAAGUUUAUCGAGAUAUCAAAAAAUUGUAAAGUGACGAAGAAUUGGUUAUUUAAGCAAAAACAAGCAAUAAUGUGUAUAUCAAAACCCCAUUCAGAUAUAUUCUUAGUUUUAAGAAUAGAUAAAGUACUUCAGGGUGGUAUAGUACGUGUUUCUGAACCAUAUAUUAAAGCAACAACAAAUAAUAAAGAUAAUGGUUUAAAAGUAUUCAAAGCCGUUAAAAAUAUUUGUCAUAGGUUAAGUAAUUACCGAAUGCCAUUCGCUUGGUCUGCUCGACCUUUGUUUCGAUUAUAUAGUUGUGAACUAGAUAUAUCCUCCGAUUACAUGACCUUGUAUAGGCAGGAACUUUCUAAGCUAGGAGAUGAUGAUAUGGUGAAAAUACUAAUGGAAUAUCGCAAACCUGAAAAAAUGAACAAAUGUGUUAUAAUUCCUGGUCAUGUCCAAAUAAAAAUUCAACAGUUGACCAGUACUCCAGAAAAUGUAUUGACUACAUGUUGGACUGCAGUUAAACCUUUUCCUAUUCCUCCUAGUCGAGAUCAUCCAAUCAUUGAAAUUACAGAGUUAUAUCCAGAUGCACAUCCUCAAACAACUUAUAUUAAUCACAUAUAUGUGUAUCCGCUGUCUUUGGCAUUCGAUACACAAAAGCAUAUUCCUCGAGCUCGAAACAUUACGUGUAUGGUUCAACUAUUUGAUAGUGAUAAUAUUGACUCUAAGCCUAUUAAGUGCAUUUAUGGGACACAUGGUCAAUUAUUGAGUUCUAUGUGUACUAAUGUUUUAUACCAUAGUACAAACCCAAUUUGGUAUGAUGAAAUUAAAAUAAGAUUACCAGUGCACAUAACUCCAAAACACCAUCUAUUGUUUACUUUUAAGCAUAUUUCGGUAGAUGGUUCACGUAAAAAACAAUCAAAUAUUUCAGUAGAAACAAUAGUAGGAUACUCAUGGCUACCUCUUAUCUUCAAAUCCAAAAUCAACGUGGAUGCCAAAUUUUUACCUGUAUCUGUAGGUUUACCAGCAGGGUAUUUAUCAGUACAGCCAUUUGGUCUUGGAAAAGGAUAUUGUGGACCGGAAGUGUGUUGGAUAGACGGACAAAAGCCUUUAUUUUCAUUCAAGUGCCAUUUGUUAUCCAGUAUAUAUUCAUCAGAUAACCAUAUGCAAAACCUUUUUGCACAUGCAGAACGUCUAGAACAUAGUAAAAUAACCACCAUUAUACCUCCUGAAACAGAAACAUGUAAAAUAUUAAAAGCAUCGCAUGCAAUUGAUUUGAUUUCUGUAAUCAACUUUUUACCAACAUUAUUCAAUCAGUUAUUUAAUUUGCUGGCAUUUACGUCUUGCACUAAUAUUGCAAGCAAUAUAAUUAGGUUAUUGGUUCAUAUAGUAGAUUCAAUUCAAGAAUCUGGUAGAUGUGACACAUUAAACAUUUACAUUAAGUAUGUUUUUACUACUCCAGCCACAAAUACACCUAAUAACACUGUGCAUGAUCAACUCCUUGCUCAUUUACCAAGUUUACUUAACCCAGAUAACACAGAUUUUUUAUUAAUCAAUAAAUUUCUAAUCAACUCAAACUUUUUCUUUCAAAUUGUGAUAAAGAGUAUGGGACAAUAUUUAUUGACAUCAAACAGAAUUAAGAUGCGUCGUAAUGAAAGGUUUUCUUCAGAAUAUCAGUCUCGUGUUCAUCAUAUGUUAAUAGACGUUCUAUUGCCGUAUGUCACGCUUAAACACAAAGAAAUGCCAUCACAAGUCGCCAAGUUGAAUAUGGCUGCAGCUCAUUUCUUAAAGAAAUGUCUGACGUUUAUGGACCGAGGAUUCGUAUUUCGACUAAUAAAUUUAUAUAUUAACAGCUUGUCGACUUGUGAUUCAACUUUUGUUAGAAGUGCAAAAUUAUUAUUCAUGAAGAUAGUUAUAUCACAUGAACAUUACGUCUCAUUUAAUUUACCUGUCCAAAACGGACAAACGCCACAAGGAUGGUCACCACAUUCUCAAUACUAUAUGUCGGAUGAAUAUUGUCGUCAUCAUUUCUUGACAGCAAUAUUGUUGCGUGAAGUUUCAAAUUCGUUUUGCUUGCCGUACGAAUACCGUCAUUCAGCUAUCGCGUGUUUUCGUGAUUUACUUGCCAAACAUGAACUUGAUGAUCGAUAUCAAUCGAAGGGACAAAUGGCCCGAAUCGCGUCACUAUAUUUACCCUGGCUUGGAGUUGUUAUAGAAAACAUUGGACGUUUAGAUUAUAGAAAACGAAUAAUUAAUCAGGUCAAACGUCCUGUACAUUUAUCUUCACCAAGACCCAAAAACCUUACUAAUGAUAUUGGUCCAAGAAUGUCUUUGAACUUGAGAGAUUCUACAUACUUUGCAGCUAUUGCUAGUCACUUAACGCCGUCUAAAAAGUUAAUCAACCUGGAUCAUCAGCAACAAGAUAAACUGAUUAAAACAGAUUCUAAUUUAAGUAUAAAUUCCUGUGCUUCCAAUUUAUCUUCUCCUGAUCGAACAAAUUCUUUGUCAAUGUUUUCACAAGAAACGGCUGUUAGAAGAAAUUCUUAUGUGUCUGAAUCGGAUGUUCCAAAUAGAAAUCGUCAUUCUAGAUCUGUUAGUGGCACACAGACGUUUCACAUUACUACAGACACUUCAGUAAAUGUAGUAAGCAAAUUGGAACCCGCCGAAGUCAAAGAUGUCCUUGUGUGUUUUUUGUUUGUUUUAAAAUAUUCAUCCCAAGAUCAAUUAAUAUCCUGGUGGCGUUACUGUACGGAACAAGAGAUUGUGGCAUUUUUUAAAAUUAUUGAGUUAAGUUUACAAGAGUUUCGGUAUAUGGGACGUCGAUACAUAAUGGAAGAAACAUUAGCUGCAAAUAACCGAGAUAAUGCACAACCAACUUCUACUACUACUACAAAGAAAUCUAUGACAUUACCUGCCCGAAUGCAACCACCAUCUGAAUUUAAUGUGGAUUCAACAGCUAAUUUAAAUUGCCAAACACAAAUAUCUCAAUUAACACCUCCCAUAUUAAGUAGCAAUGGUACAGGCAGCAUUGGUAGAGUGGAAAAUUCAAAAAAAGAUAACUCGACUAGUGAUGAUAACAUGGCAUUUCGAGUACAGAGUGAAGCCAAUCUUACUGCAGAAGUGGGUUUAGUUGUCCUUGAUGCUCUUUCAUCUUAUUGUGUACAUUUUAAGGAUACUUUAAUGGCGUACAAUGGUGAAAAUGACAUAAUGGAGAGUGUUUUUUCCACUCUCAUAGCGUUUUUAUGCAUUCCACAAUCUACAUUAGUCUGUGGACAUGUGUUUGCUACUCUAAGAUCGUUCAUUAAUAACUUUUCUUGUGUAUUGUUUAAAGGUACUGCUCAUUUAGUUGGCAAACUUUGCUCCCAAUUAUUAAAUGGAUGUAAUAGUCGGUCUUCUAAAGUACGACAAGAAUCCUGUGCUGCUCUUUAUCUAUUAAUGCGAAGUAAUUUUGAACUUUCUUCAUCAAACAUUACCAGAGUUCAUUUGCAAACUGUCAUUGCCGUGUCACAGUUGUUAGGCGACUUGACGUCUGCAGGUCUCAAUAACUCACGUUUUCAAGAAAGUCUUUCAUUAAUCAACAGCUACGCCAAUAGUGAUAAAGUAAUGAAAAAUACUGGGUUUCCAAUGCAAGUGAAGGACUUAACAAGACGCGUGAGGACUGUGUUGAUGGCGACUGCUCGUAUGAAAGACCUGAACCACGACCCCGAAAUGUUGGCCGAUCUCCAACACAGUUUGGCGAACUCGUAUGCGUCAACGCCCGAAUUGCGUUUAACUUGGUUACAAACCAUGGCUCGAAAUCAUGAUGACAACGGAGACUUUUCAGAGGCCGCCUGUUGUAGGCUCCACAUCGCAGCGCUCGUAGCGCAGUACCGGAAACUAAAGGGAACGCAGGGAUGGGGUGCCGAAGCGUUCGGGAAAAUAUCGUCGAAUAUUGCCAGGGACGAGACUGGCCUGCAGUUGGACUCCGGCGGAGGCAGUGUGGCGGCAAAUGACACGCUGUACGGUGAGCAGGCCUUGCUGGAGCGGCUGGAAGCGUGCGCUAUCAGUCUACGCCGGGCCGAGCUGUACGAGUGUUUCGGGGAGCUGUACAAGCUGGUCAUACCUGUGUACGAGCACCGCAAAGACUACCAUGCGCUGGCUGACUGUUAUCGGACCGUCGGUAAUGCGUACGACACGGCCGUGUCAGCCCGCCAGUCGGGCCGCCGGAUGCUUGGCCGUUACUAUAGGGUCACGCUUUUCGGACAGGCAUACUUUGGUGACCAACACGGCGUUGAAUUCGUGUACAAGGAACCAAAACUAACACCUUUAUCAGACAUAUCUGAACGUUUACUGUGUCAAUACGGUGACAAAUUUGGCCGGGACAAUGUACGCAUAAUUAUGGAUUCAAGUACCAUUUCCAUAUCUGACUUGGACGCGAAAUUUGCUUAUAUACAAAUUACUCAUGUUGUGCCAUACCACGGAGAAAAAUACAUGGAAAUCGAUAACGAUUCAGUUUCUGAGUUUGAACGCAAUCAUGACAUUGAUAGUUUUGUUUUUGAAACACCGUUUACACUUGGCGGCGGUCAAUCUCAAAGUGGUCCGCGCGAUCAAUGGAAACGACAGACUAUUAUAAAAACUGAGUAUAAAUUUCCAUAUGUCAAGAAACGUUUACGGGUAUGUGCUAGACGUGAAAUAGAACAAUGUCCUAUACAAGUGGCCAUCGAUGAAAUGUGUCAGCGAGUUCGUGAAUUGAGACAAACUGUAUCUGCUCAGCCAACGGAUGUAAAAAAAUUGCAGCUACGCUUACAAGGAAGUGUUUGUGUUCAAGUCAAUGCUGGUCCUUUGGCAUAUGCUAGAGCGUUUUUGGAACCACAAGCUGUUCUUGAAUUGCAGGCCGACAAAGUUCAAGACCUCAAAGAUACAUUUAGAGAAUUUAUCAGCGCAUGUUUUGAUGCGUUGAAGUUGAAUCGAAUGUUAGUGUCUUCCGAUCAAAUUGAAUAUCAAGAUGUGAUGCAAGAAAACUUUUUGAAAAUGUGUCGAGAACUUUCCGAGUGCAUUGAAAGUGAUUCAUUGUGGAGAGACGUGUUGCAAUCUUGUACAUCUCCCGGUAAUGAUAGUCGGACACUAUUUACUGCAAUUAGUGGUGCAAGUCAAGAUUCAUCAAAUGCAUAACACUUAUAAUAAAGUUCUAAUUUAAACAAAGUAUAAUUUUUAUUCUUCAAAUUGUUACUAACCUAACCUAAUUUAAAUUAUUUCAUGUUAUUAUUAUUAUAAUUAUUACAAUAUGACUAUUAUUAUUAUUAUUAUUAUUAUUAUCACUACCGCCAUUGUAUAACUAUCGCCUCUCCAACUUUUGCCAUUGAGGCUUUGUUAUUAUUUUAAGUAUAUAAUAUAGAUAAUCUAUUUUACCUGUAAUUUGUAAGUUGUAAAUUAUUUAGACUUCUCAAAGUUAGAUUAGGCUUAUUAAGUUUAAAUAUUUUGUUCGACCAUAUUGAGUUAAUCAAAGUUAUGGAUGCAAGUAUCCUUCUGCACUAAGUUUACAAUUUUUAUCAAAUUUAAAUAUUUUAGAAUAAGAUCAAUUAAAAUUAAUUUUUAUAUUGUAUUGUAGAUAUA
Messenger RNA from Rhopalosiphum maidis (corn leaf aphid), 7024 nucleotides. It is a transcript of the gene Ziz, whose product is annotated as dedicator of cytokinesis protein 9. Gene Ontology annotation, biological process: positive regulation of GTPase activity; small GTPase-mediated signal transduction. The transcript is spliced from 34 exons. Gene Ontology annotation, molecular function: guanyl-nucleotide exchange factor activity. Lineage: Eukaryota; Metazoa; Arthropoda; Insecta; Hemiptera; Aphididae. Bases 89 to 6583 code for a protein of 2164 amino acids. The record is from RefSeq and is a predicted model, not a curated record.